CAAAAGUCGAAUGUGUCAAAAGUUUUUCUUGUAUAUUAAUUUAUUUAAUAUAAUAUUAGCAAUUAAGUGAAAUGUCUCCGCAGCCAGUUGUUGAUAUAAUUGCGACCAACUCUUUUGAAGCAGUAAAAGAGGAAAUGGACUCUACAGCCRUAGAUACGUCAAGUAAUAUGUUUGCACCAACGGAUUCUGGUGAAAUUAGCAACCAAACGGAUUGUAUGGUCCCGCGCAAACAACGCGAACGCCGCAAUAAAUCGCCAAUUGCCAUAUCAACUCUUUUAGAGACUUUUGCUGCUCCAUUGUCACCAGCGUCCUCCACAUCAACAUCACUAGGUAAUUGUAGUGCUGAUGCCACAUUUGAGCCAUCAAUUGAUAUGAUGGUCAACGAUUUUGACGAUGAACAGACAUUGAACGAAGAAGAAGCCUUAGCUGCAAUGGAACAGCAAGACCCUAACGAUGAAAUUGCUACAUUGCAAGAGGAAAGUGAAAUGCCUUUAGAAGAAUUGUUGGCAAAAUAUCAAGUAGCACAACCAGCUCCUGUACACGUUGGAGCAUAUAGAAAAAAGAAUAAACGUUCUGCUGGUGGUGGUAAGAAUUCUAAACAUCGCAAAGUUGCAAGGGAAGUGMCACCUGUAAUUUCUGAGGAUCCUGCAGGACCUACUUUAGAAACUGCUGAAGUUAAUGAACCGAAUACUACAGAAAAAGCGACAAGUGACAUAAUUUUGAUUGAAGAGAGUGGUGAUGAAGAAAACACUGCCAAAAAGAUAGCUCCAGAAUUGUGUGAGGAUAAUGAAGAAUGUAUAGAAGAAGAUGAAUUUGAUUGUAAACAAGACGAAACUGUUGAAAGUGUGGAAUUAACAAAUGGACUUGCCGAAAAAAAUAAGUACCGUCGUACRCAUCUUAUGGAUCUUUAUCCAGAGGAGUCUUUCACUGAAGUAUUAAAUUCAGGAGUUGGAACYGAAAAAGACGCACAACUCGACUUACUUUAUGAUGAUGAUAAUGAGGAAGAUGUAAAUGAUGCCGAAGAGGAGGAAGAAGAUGAAUUUGACAGCGACUAUGUAAAGAAGACUAUUAUGGUUGGACCAUCAUACCAAGCAACUAUACCAGAUGGUUUAUCACAAUAUGGCGAUGUGUUACCYUAUGAAAAUGAAGAUAAACUGAUCUGGGAACCCAGUCAGGUUAGUGAGCGACAAGUUGAAGAAUACUUGCUUAAAGCACGGGAUAUUAAACCAAGUUUGUUGGAUAAUGCCGACGAGGAAGGUGAAGAGCCUAGAAUAACUACUAAUACAGAGGAACUGGCCUUAGAUGCAACAAAUAUUGCAUCAAAUGGCGUCGACGUCGAAAGUAAAGAGUCGUCUCAUAGUAACAAAGCAGAUGACGUGCUAAGCACCGUAACUUCAUUAUCAGGUGAAAGCGCUGAUGCAACUGCUGUGAUUAAGGAUAAUGAGCAGGCACUGCAUUUACUCGUCCAAUGCGGUUAUGAYUUUAAAGAGGCCUUACGACGCAAACGUUUAAAUGCCCUCCCACUGACUGGUUCGAUGAGCCUAUGGUCAGAAGAAGAGUGUCAUAAAUUCGAAGAGGGUAUACAAAAGUUUGGCAAAGAUUUUUUCAAAAUMCGCCAAAAUCAGGUGCGUACGCGUACAAUGCGUGAGCUGGUGCAGUUCUAUUAUAUCUGGAAGAAGAGUGAUCGUCGUGAUCACAAUUUUGCUAAUUCUGACACAGUAGAUCACAUGGACAUUUAUUUGAACGAGGGUGGUGAUUUCAGUCCAACAGCGGCAAUCAACGGUAACUCCACAACGGGGCAUUCUUCCAACGCUAAUGGUGCUGCAACGCUGGGUGCAAAAAAAAAUAACGCUUGCGUUCAAAAAAAUCCAAUUUCCAUAAUGAUGGUAGGCAACACCGCCACUAAUAGCGGUACGCCGAUAGCAACAACAGCACAAAUAAAUGGCAAUACUAGUAAAGUAGCAAGCAAUCGAAAACGUAAUGUUGUAGGAAACGUGAAUACUAACUUUGAGAAUCCAAUAAAUCAAAAUAUACCAGCACCUGUUGCACAAACGAAAUGAUGACGAAUCUCUCGUGGCGCAGCGCAAAGCAGACAGCAAAUCAAACUGCGACGUGUUAAAGCCGAGCCCUACUGGUGCUGGCGUAUUACACGCAACAUUUGCUUACGUUAAGAGAGUAAAUAGUAUUAAAUAAUUAACAUUUCUUUAUAUAUUCCGACAUAUUAUAUAUAUAUAUAU
This is a messenger RNA of Bactrocera latifrons, 2237 nucleotides long. RefSeq names its product mesoderm induction early response protein 1. The transcript is spliced from 4 exons. Gene Ontology annotation, molecular function: histone deacetylase binding; transcription corepressor activity. The record is from RefSeq and is a predicted model, not a curated record. Gene Ontology annotation, cellular component: nucleoplasm. NCBI's taxonomy places the organism in Eukaryota, Metazoa, Arthropoda, Insecta, Diptera, Tephritidae. Gene Ontology annotation, biological process: negative regulation of transcription by RNA polymerase II. The coding region runs from base 72 to 2060 and encodes 662 amino acids.